Molecule: messenger RNA, 1589 nt
Organism: Neolamprologus brichardi
Lineage: Eukaryota; Metazoa; Chordata; Actinopteri; Cichliformes; Cichlidae
Source: RefSeq, a predicted model, not a curated record
GCAGCGUUAGACCUUACGUCAACUUCAAUGCCAAACAUGAUGCUGAAAUCCUCCAUAAGGCCAUGAAAGGGAUGGGUACAGAUGAAGAUGCCAUCCUCAUGCUUCUUACAUCCCGCAGCAAUGAUCAGCGCCAGCAAAUUAAGGCAGCAUAUAAAAAGGCCCACGGAAAGGACUUGGUCAGCGCACUGAAAUCUGAGCUCGGUGGACUGUUUGAGAGUCUUAUUGUGGCUCUGAUGACCCCAUCUGUCUUAUAUGAUGCUACUCUCCUGCAUAACGCUCUCAAGGGUGCCGGGACUGAAGAUGAAGUGCUAAUUGAGAUCCUGGCCUCCAGAACUGGCGAGCAGAUUAAAGAAAUCACCAAAGUGUACAAGAAAGAGUUCGGCGGAAAGCUGGAGAAGGAUAUCUGUGGUGACACCUCAGGGCACUAUCAGCAACUGCUGGUGAUCCUGCUGCAGGGGAGUAGGGAGGAGGGAGUAGACGAGGAACAUAUCGAGAAAGACGCUAAGGACUUGUAUGCUGCUGGUGAGGGAAAGUUUGGCACAGAUGAGGAAAAAUUUAUCACAAUUCUGGGCAACAGGAGCGCGGAACAUCUCGGAAAAGUAUUUGCUGCCUACAAGAAGAUCUCUGGCUCUGACAUAGAGGACAGCAUUAGAGGCGAGACCACUGGGAAUUUGGAGAACUUGCUGCUGGCUGUUGUGAAAUGUGCCGGGAGCAUCCCAGACUUCUUUGCUGAGAGACUAUAUAAAUCUAUGAGGCGAGCUGGAACUGAUGACGACACUCUGAUGAGGAUAAUGGUGUCCAGGAGUGAGGUGGACAUGUUGGACAUCAGAGGCAGUUUCAAGAAGAUAUACGGACAGUCUCUGUACAGCACCAUCCAGGAAGACACAACUGGAGAUUACCAGAAGGCUUUACUCUACCUGUGUGGUGGGAAUGAUUAAUGGAACCUUAUGACGCAUUUAGCAGCAAUGAAUGAUGAGCCAUCAUGUUGCUGCAAGACAAAGCUAUACACAUGAGAUGAGGAUAUUGAUCUAUAGUUCUUCUUUCUGUUAGUGUGUGUUUAUCGAGUUAGUGUGAAUUACCUGAGUGUCAUUUUGACUUAUGACAAUAUUAUAUUGUAUGAAUAUUAUUUACAAGGCACUGUUCUUUUUUUGUUUGUUUGUUUUUUAAAUGCCAGACAGAACAUAUAGCUCUAAUUUAGUCCUUGGUAAACAAGCAGUUUUGAUUUUAAUGCAGAUAAUAAUACUUUCUGAAAUGAUGAAAUGCCUGAUUAAUUUAAAAUUUUUGACCUCUUUUUCUUGUCAAGUGUACACACAAUGUUAGCAGCUGUUUACCUUAUUUGAGCUCACUUCUCACAGCAUGUGUUAAAUGCAAGUUUGAAAAUACAAUACCGCUACUCAAUUAUUAAACCCUACAUGUUGACAACCCUGAUGCUCUCAUUAAUAAGAAAUGAGACUGUGAUCCAGACUCGACGUGCAAUGCGGCUGUCAGUGAUCAAUAAGUAAUGGGACGCUAUUAGACAUUUGUUGAUGCAUAUAAUGAGAUCUAUUGCUUCCAUGCCUUUCUGCACGACGAGGCCAAAUGUCAAACAA